Messenger RNA from Dioscorea cayenensis subsp. rotundata (Guinea yam), 2650 nucleotides. RefSeq names its product receptor-like protein 4. The record is from RefSeq and is a predicted model, not a curated record. Lineage: Eukaryota; Viridiplantae; Streptophyta; Magnoliopsida; Dioscoreales; Dioscoreaceae. Bases 339 to 2249 code for a protein of 636 amino acids. The transcript has 9 exons. Gene Ontology annotation, molecular function: protein binding.
UCCCGUUUAUUAUUAUAAUCUCUCAUCAAUUUCAAGAUUUCCCUUUCUUUUGCAUUAACUCAACUCACGUCUCUUUCCCACUAGAAACCAACUCCUCACCAGCUCAUCCCUUCCGUUCUUUACCCAAAAGUACAAAUCUUGAUGUAAAAUGGACGGUCAAGAUUGAAAGAACAUCUCUAGAUCUUGUCUAUCUUUUUCCACUGGCCCCCAGCGCCACCACGAGCGCACCACUCUCAUGCGUCAAUCCUUCCGCCAUUCUCGCCUUCCCUUCUUCUUCUUCUUCUUCUCUACUUCCCCUACUCGUCGGUGGUGCUCUCGCCCGCAACGAUCACCGCGCGAUGUUCUUCGUCUUCCUCCUCUCGCUCCCGGUUCUCCUCGCCUCCGCGCUCUCCGAACCAUACGGUGUUUCCUACUCUAUAGACUGCGGCGGCACUGCUAACUUCACUGGUGAGUUCGGCCGGCCAUGGAUUGCCGACCGCUUCUACUCCGCUGGGUCUCAGGGACUGGUUGCUGAGCCACAACGCUUUUCGCAGCCGCAAGAGCGCACUCUCCGCUUCUUCCCGUCCGUCUCCUCCGGUAAGAAGAACUGCUACUCUGUCCCUGUUCCCCCUGGCCGCUACUACAUCCGCACCUUCACCAUCUACGACAACUACGAUAGCAAGGUUCAUCCCCCUAGCUUUGACGUCUCCGUCGAGGGUACUCUCGUUUUCAGCUGGCGGUCCCCUUGGCCGGAUCCUUUACCUCGCACUGGCGCCUACUCGGAUCUCUUCGUGCAUGUUGUUGAUGGUCUCGCUGAUGUUUGCUUCUACUCAAUCGCUACGGAUCCACCGGUUAUUGCCUCUCUUGAGAUCGCUCAGGUUGAUCUUCUCUCCUAUGACUCUACUACUACUGGCCUUGAUCUUAUUCUCGUCAACUAUGGCCGCUUCUCUUGCGGCUCCGAACUCUUCGGUCCCGGCUUCACCAACGACACUGACCGCUUCUGGCGCGUCUGGCAAUCGGAUGUUGAGUUCCGAGAACCUAAUGUUAAGAUAAAGGCAUUGUCUGCUGGUGGCCGGCGAGUGUUCGGCACCAACCAGGCCCCCAAUUACUUCCCUCCUUGGCUUUACCAGACGGCCAUUACAACCAUCUCUGCCAAUGCGGCGCUCGAGUAUCUCCUCCCGGUUGACACGAGGCUUGACUACAUGCUCUGGUUUCACUUCGCUGAGAUAGACUCCGGGGUCAACGCCGCUGGCCGCAGGGUGUUCGACGUUGUGAUUAACGAGAAGAAUGUGACCAGAAUCGAUAUAUUCAAGGAGGUUGGAGGAUUCACAGCGUUCAAAUGGCAUUACGUGGCUGAGAACCUCACAAGCACGCCACUCAGUGUGAAGCUUGUUCCAGUAAUUGGGAAGCCAAUAAUGAGCGGACUGGAAAACUAUGCCAUGGUUCCACUUGAUCUUUCUACUGUUCCAAGACAAGUGGCCGCUAUGAGAGCAUUGAAAGAAUCAUUGAGAAUACCAGACAGGAUGGGUUGGAAUGGGGACCCUUGUGCUCCUUCGACUUGGGAUGCUUGGGAGGGGGUUACCUGUCAUCACAGCGAGGACCGCUUAAGCCUUGUUGUUACACAACUGGAUCUUGCUAGUCAAGGGUUGAAAGGCUAUAUUAGUGAUCAGAUUAGUCUUCUGGCUAACUUGGUAAGCUUAAAUUUGAGUUCUAAUUCUCUUGGAGGAAGUUUGCCAUCUGGUCUUGGUCAGGGAUCUCUUGUGAAAUUGGAUUUGUCAUCAAAUCAAAUUUCUGGGGGCAUUCCAGAGAGCAUGGGUUCAUCAAAUCUGCAAGUUGUGUUGUUGAACAGCAAUGAAUUAGAUGGCCAAGUGCCUGACAAACUCUAUUCAAUCGGUGUGCAUGGUGGAGUGAUUGAUCUGUCAGGUAACAAAGGUCUAUGUGGUGUACCUUCUCUACCUGCAUGUCCAUUUUUUUGGGAAAAAGGAAAUUUGUCAACUGGUGGCAAGGUUGCAAUUGGGCUGGCAUGUGGUGUUUUUCUCAUCGUGUUGCUCUUGCUGAUUUACAUACUCUGCAUAAGGCGGGGAAGACAUGAUUAUGAUUUUGCUCCUACUCAAGGUUUAACAUCCAUCUCAGCAAUUGCAGCAAAAAGAAAUAGAUACCAAAGGCAGAAGUCAUUAAUGUUUCUUGAAAUGGAGACUCCCAAUUCUAAUGGAUUGCCAGUUACCUCAAAUCUUCGGUCAUCACCACCUGAUAGAAAUGUGCUCAAGUAGUCCAUAAUAUCAAAAAGUUUAGCCGCAGCUGACAUGCAUUCAUAUCUACUUCUAACAAGGUUUUGCUCAAGGAAAUUUUAUGGUAAAUAUAUAAUGAUAGCACAGUUUGUUCAAUUGGCUCCAGUUGAGACAGAACAUUAAGUCCGGGACUAGUAUACUUACAAGACGGCAGUCCAUUCUGGUUAUUUCCUCGCAUGAUGAUCAGACACCAAGAAAGCAAUAUCAGUGUAAUGUGUUAUGGUUUUAUGUGUUCAUGUACAAUUGUGUUGGGUGGGAAUUUUGUCAAUGUUGCUUGUCAAUAUGUUUAUGAUGUUGUUGUGCAAUAUGGGACCAUACUUGUGUAAGAUUAGAGAUGAGAAUGAGUGUAAUAAAAUUAGUCCCAGUUAAAGAUAUUAGCCAAU